Closterium sp. NIES-65 is the source of this 1209-nucleotide messenger RNA. Lineage: Eukaryota; Viridiplantae; Streptophyta; Zygnematophyceae; Desmidiales; Closteriaceae. The record is from the annotation of a GenBank genome assembly.
AUGCGCAACGACGACUGCCCAAGAGAGAUCAUGGCCGAGAUUAUCGGCAAGCUGAGAUUCAACGCCCGCUGCGCGCGAUAUGGGAGAAGUACUACGAGGAGGAACCUGGAUGGCCUGGUGUGCGGGGGUGAGAGGGGGAGAGGAUGGAUGGGGGGAGGGAAAGUGGAGAGCGAGGAUGGAGAGGAGGGGGAUCGAGGAGAAGGAAGAGGUGUGCUGAAUGGCCGGAUCUCAGAAGGAGGCCAGAUGAGCGGGAAGAGGAGGGAUGAGGGGGGCGAGUGGGAUAGGUUGAUGGCGUGUGGAUUGGAGAGCGAGGGUGGCAUGGGGAAGGAGGGAAGAGCUGAGCUGAUGGGGGGUAGAGAGGGGGUAGAGUGUGGGGGGAGGGAGGCGGGGGGAUCAGGGCUGCGCACGAUAUGGGAGAAGAACUACGAGGAGGCGCCGACAGAUUCGACGAUGCUAGAGGGGCGCUCGGUGGGUGCCCGCCUGCUCUGCUGGGGAGUUGCUGGCCUCACCCCACUCUGUCUCCCCCUUGCCUCAUCCCCGUGCGUCUCCCGUGUAUCCCCAUUCCUCCCCUCCAGAGAAGGUGCUGCGAUGGCGAUUUCUGAGUCGACGGAAAAGCAGUCCCAACUGCAAGUGCCGCUGAGCUUCUCCGCUGCAUGCGCAGCGGUUGCAGAGGAGGCGGAGGAGGAGGCGAAGGAUCCGCGGACUGACUGCGACCAAACGAGCACUGGCAGCGUCGCCGACGAGACGUCAUGCAGCAACGGGACGAGUUCUGUCAGCUGUUCCGUCAGCAACGACACGAUUUAUGGAAAGGACGUGAGGCUGCACAGUGAUGGCGGCAGGUGGUUGGUGGCGGAGGUUGCAGUGGGAUCAGGUGGUGCCACUGCUGAUGCUCUCAACACACUGCACGUCGCCCUGCUGCUGCUGCUGCUGCUGCUGCUGCACUCGCAGCUCUUGUCACUGCUGUUGCCGCUGCUGAGAGUGGUUCUGCCCUGGCGCAUUCUCAAUGUAGACAGCACAGGAGCGCGUGUGAAGGUGGGUGGUGUGGAGGGGAAGGCAUGGAAUGCACGUGGUGGUGCUCUAACCCACCAGAAGCCCACAGCAAGCAGCGUGAGGCAGCAGCAGGAGAGAGAGCACACUGUGAAGUGCAGAGGGAGGAGCAAUGCUGGCAGCACCACCAAGGCAGCAGCAAGACCUGUUUUGAGGUCUUGA